AUGACGCCAUACCGGGACGAUCUCUUCGAGAAUGAGGUCGUAAACACGAACGUCGAGGUGGCUUUUUCUGAUGGUAAGAAGCCGCGCGUGGCGGGAACCGGGUCGGUGUGCUUGAAGGGCAUCGACGGCAAGCGCAUCCAAAUGAUGGAGGUACUCCACAUUCCUCGCCUUGAUCGCCGCCUGCUGUCGGUGGGGGAAAUUGGAAGGACGCGAGUUAAGCGUCGAAUUCCGACGGGAUUCGUGUGUUAUCUGGGACAAGUCGACUGCGAUUGCCUCGGAGAAGAGACCCACCAAGGCCUACGUAUUGGACUGUUAGCAGGGAAUGACGCGAUUCGUCGAGUACAAGGGGUCAGUGAAUCAGUGGGAUCUGAGGCAUGCUUGCAUGAGGCACCCCAUGAGGUCGCGUAUGCGAAGACGCAGCGUGCAACGACUGGGAUGCCAGUUGUCAAGCAAGGGGUCAAGACGUUAAAUGGUGGCUGCAUGAAGGGAAAGCAGACGGUAGCGCAUAUUUCAUCAAGAUCGCUGUCCAAGUCAUCACGUGUACUAGUGCUAGUACACACGGACGUGAUGGGACCCAUGAAGACGAAGUCGAAGGAUGGAGCAAAGUACAUGUUCACCUUCGUGGAUGAUCACUCGAGGUUUGUGGUCGAGUACUUCCUCAAGAAGACGAGUGAAGUAGUGACCAAGUUCAAUGCGUACAAGCGCUGUACGAGAACCAGUGGGGUCAGCGAAUUAAGGUGA
Molecule: messenger RNA, 741 nt
Organism: Plasmopara halstedii
Lineage: Eukaryota; Oomycota; Peronosporomycetes; Peronosporales; Peronosporaceae
Product: FOG: Transposon-encoded proteins with TYA, reverse transcriptase, integrase domains in various combinations
Exons: 1
Coding region: 1-741 (246 amino acids)
Molecular function (GO): nucleic acid binding
Source: RefSeq, a predicted model, not a curated record